This is a messenger RNA of Panicum hallii, 1584 nucleotides long. Its product is annotated as methionine--tRNA ligase, cytoplasmic. Lineage: Eukaryota; Viridiplantae; Streptophyta; Magnoliopsida; Poales; Poaceae. The transcript has 12 exons. Gene Ontology annotation, molecular function: tRNA binding. The coding region runs from base 69 to 1289 and encodes 406 amino acids. The record is from RefSeq and is a predicted model, not a curated record.
CCUAAAGGCCUAAACCAUCCACCCCCGUCGUCUUCACUUCCUCCACCCCUCUCCUCCCUACCGUGCUAAUGGCGGCGGCGGCGGACCUCACGGGGACCAAGCGGGUCAUGGCCUACGCGCUAUGCAAGCACCUCAACGUCGAUCCCAGCACUGUAUCCAAUACAAAUAUUGAAGAGAGUGAUAUUGCAAGCCUGUUUUCACAUAUUGUGAAAUCAUCUCAGGAUGAGGUGAUGAAGUGGGUAAAAUUUUCCAGUGAUUUUGCUGGGAGCAAUGGAAAACAGCAUGCGUUGCUUGAUAAUCUGAAUCAGGAUUUGUCCCAAAAGUCUGUAUUGCUUGGUGAUGGUCUUAAACCAUCAGUUGCUGAUAUUGUGGUGUUUGCUACUGUUCAAGCUUUCGUGACUCAUGUCAGCGAUAGCGAGUUACAGAAAUUUCCUCAUGUAUUGCGGUGGAUGGACUACAUUCAGAACAUUGUUGAUUUUGGUACAACUUCGCAAAAGAUAAAUGUGGCCAAGUCUGUCUUUGCUCCACCUUCUCAUCCGAAGAAAGCUGAUAAAGGAGACACUGAAUCAAGUUCAAAGAAAGCCGUUUCCGGACAGAAGAUUGCUGACAAGUCAAAUGGAAGUGCUGACUCCAAGAAGAAACCUGCAGGGGAGACUAAGGCUCCUGAAAAGGAAACGCCUACUACUGCGAGAGACAACAAAACCUCUGGUGAGAAGAAGAAAGAUAAGUCUGCAGGAAAAACAGCAGAGAAAGCUUCAGAGAAAGCUUUGGAGAAAACUGCAGACAAAGAUUCAGAGUGCAAUAUCAGUAUCCUGAAUAUUCAGGUUGGCCUUAUCCGUAAAGCAUGGAAGCAUCCAUCUGCUGACAGUCUUUUGGUUGAGGAGAUAGAUUUGGGAGAUGGUAAUGUGCGUCAAGUUGUUAGUGGUCUUGCAAAGUACUGCAGCCCUGAUGAUCUUACUAAUCGGCACGUUGUCUUGAUCACGAAUGUGAAGCCUGGGAAGCUGAGGGAUGUCAUGUCUGCUGGAUUGGUCCUGUGCGCUUCAACUGAAGAUCAUACUGCUGUGGAGCCUUUGAUUCCUCCAGAAGGAGCCAAGAUUGGAGAACGCAUUUCAUUUGAUGGGUUUGAUGGGAAGCCUGAAGAUGUUCUAAAUCCAAAGAAAAAGCAGCUGGACAAGAUUACCCCGCAUCUUCGUACCGACGAGAAUGGAAUUGCAACAUUCAAAGGGAUACCCUUUACCACAUCAGCUGGUCCAUGCAGAUCUUCGAUUCGCAACGGGAAUGUUAAGUGAGGACUGAGGAGCUCAUUAGGCAUGCCUCAUGCUGAUGGCAUACAUCAAUGUGGUAGAACACAUGUGAGGUGGCUGUACCAUUUUGCCUUGCAUCUUGUUUUGCCCAUACAAAAUGUGCCAAAUUUCAUCCGAAUCAAUUCUCUAAUCUCUACCGGUGGCUGAGCAGAGAGUUUUUGAAUUUUUAGUGUAUACAAUCACACACAAAUCAAAGAUCCUUGAGUUGCCACAGGCGUGGUCCCGUGUUGGGCAAGAGAUCUGGGAUGUUUUUCUUAUCAGUUGUGCGUUAACCAAGGUA